Messenger RNA from Ruditapes philippinarum (Manila clam), 5071 nucleotides. Its product is annotated as nonsense-mediated mRNA decay factor SMG5-like. NCBI's taxonomy places the organism in Eukaryota, Metazoa, Mollusca, Bivalvia, Venerida, Veneridae. Gene Ontology annotation, biological process: nuclear-transcribed mRNA catabolic process, nonsense-mediated decay. The record is from RefSeq and is a predicted model, not a curated record. The coding region runs from base 145 to 3387 and encodes 1080 amino acids. Gene Ontology annotation, cellular component: telomerase holoenzyme complex. Gene Ontology annotation, molecular function: telomeric repeat DNA binding; protein binding; telomerase RNA binding. The transcript has 26 exons.
GUUUUUUGAUAUUAUAUUAACUGUACCUAAGAUGGCGUCCAUGUGACAGGAAGAAAAAUUAUUUCAGAUACUUGAAGAAUUUUCGUGUCACAUGGCAGAAUUCGACCGUUACUAAGGUGCAAAGACAAUGAUCAUCUGACAAGUAUGACAGAAAAAUUAAUUGACCUGAAAACGGAUCUUGACAAGGCUAAGAAAGUCUACAGGGCUGCUGUUGAUGCUGUGAGAAAACUUGAUGAAGGUCUUAAAAAGAAGAGAGCAUACAGGGAGGUCUUUCACCAAGAUGCUGUUGGCCUCCGCUACAAGCUAAGAGAAUAUUGUGAGCGUUUGAUGUUCUACAAUCCAUUGUAUUAUGGUAGAAAGGCCGAGGAGGUACUGUGGAGGAAGGUCUUCUAUGAAAUCAUUCAGCUAAUUAAAAAGAAUAGAAGGCAUGUACGUGUGGGCAGUUCAUUAGAGACAGCAUACAGGACACAUCUAUCAUCAGCGUGUGGUUACUACUAUCAUCUCUUGUUCCGGCUACAGCGAGACUUCAACCUUAAACUCGAAACUAGAAUCGAUUUUCCACUGCUACCUGACAAUAACCCAGGUAGAUUUUCAAAGACAACAAGACGUAAAGAAGUGACACCUGCUAUGCAUGAAUGGGCAAUGAAAUCGGUACACCGAUGCUUGAUAUGUCUUGGAGAUAUUGCUCGUUAUCAGCAAGAUUUUGAUUCAGGCAUGAGUGGUUCAGCGGCUGAGAGGUUUUAUCAACAGGCGCUUAUGCUGGCACCUGAGAUGGGGAUGGCUCAUAAUCAGCUUGGAACAUUGGCAUCAUCACGCUACUUUAACUGUGAGGCAGCUUACCACUACAUACGAUGUAUGGCAUGUGAUGUCCCAUUUGAAGGUGCCGAGGGCAAUCUGCAGAGAUUAUUUGAGAAAAACCAAAAACGUUUUACUGAUUUGAAAACUGACUCAGGCAAACAAUCAAAUACUCCAAAAGAACAAUGCUACCAGGACCUGAAAGCCUUCUUCGUGAGGUUUCUACAGCUGCUUAAAGUCCUGUAUGAUGUUCCAAUUAGUGAUACGACAGAAAUCCAGGAAUGUUGUCAGACCACUCUACAAAGCUUUAAUCACUGUAUGUUCUACGAGCCUGUCAGUUACAGUGAUGACCUCUCCGAGGAGAACAUUCACUACAUGGAAGAUGAUAUUGUCUUCAAGAUUGUUGUUAUUUGUAUAGCUACUGUCUAUAUAUUACAGAAGAGAGGUUCUCGGAAAGUAACUGCAGCUAUAGCAUUUCUGUUGGCACUCUUCUCCCAUAUUCUAAAUCAUGUUGUCAUACGACUUCAAGGAGCUUUAUAUGAAAAGGAAAAUCCAAAUAAAAUAUUACAGUCAAACACCCAACGUUACAAUGAACUUAAUGGGGAGGAUUCCGAGAGUGAUAAAAGUUCAUCUCUAACUGAUACCUCAUCAUUGAAGAAUGGUCAUGUUAAACGUGGUAAUUUUAUUCCAAAUCAAAACAGUGAUGGGGAAAAUAAACCUCAGCUACCAAAGAAACAGAAGAAAUCCAAAGUUAGAAAUUUACGUCGUCGUAGACCUCGUUCCUCUAAAGCAGUAGUCAGUGAUGAUUCUGAUCUCUCGGAUAUUUCCGACCUUAGUGAAGGUGGUGAUGAACUGAGAGACGAUCUGUCUGACGAGUCAGAAGAAGAACCUCUUGGUUUCUAUGACGAUUCAGACUCAGACAUGUCUGACUCCUUUAUGAAGAGUCAAGAACUUGACCCAGGUUUUGCCACAAACCCAGAUGCUGAAAAUACCAACAGUGCCAUUGAAUCUACAAUCAAUAAACAAAACACAGACUUUCUGCCGCCCGUUUUUCAGAGCUCAGAACAAAGUAAAAUCUGGUCAGAUAUUACGAGAACCGAUAGCUUGGCUACAUUUUCAUCAGAAUUAUUUUCAUCUUCCGUGCCUUUUCUCGGAGGGGCUUUAAAACUAUCUCAACAGACAGAUGGUGUGGAUAGCGAUGUUAUUCAGGGCCGGAAACAAGUGCCUGUACCACCUGGUUUUGCUGCAUCUUCGGAAGCGAAACACGUGGAAGAAAUAUCUCAGAAACUUGCCAACUUUGUGAUAGAAACUGACACUGAGACUUCAAUAACAGCAACAGAAGCAGAGUUUUCAGGAGAGUCGGAUGAGAAGAUGGUGCCGGUGAUGUUAGCAGUAGCGAGGAAAAUGAUAAAAUCAGAAAGAGGACAGCGCAAACUUUGGUCUUCAGAGGAGGAAAAAGAGGCGGUGCAUCAGCAGAAUGUGGUCAAUGUGAUACAGGGGGAGGGGCUUCUCUCAGUCAUUAAGGUGAUGUGUGAUUGGAUGAUGUGUAACUCCUCAGUAAUCAUGACAUGUGCUCAGAGUUCCCAGUCUGUCUGGUGUAGAUUAUCUGUACUGCUGAAUUUUUUGCCUCAUGAAUCAUCAUUCCUAUCUCAUGAUCAGUGCUGGCAGGAUGAAUUGCGGUCAGUCUUAAAGGAGUCAAAGUCUGGAGACUGGAAACAGAAAAUACCUUUACGUGAAGACAUAAAUCUAACAAAAUUUCCACCUCUAAAACAUGUACAAGAAGAGCUUGACAGAAAAAUGAACGUGAAACUCACCGACUUACAGGAGAGCUUCUUGAGAACAUGUUGCCUUAGACAGUUUGGUUACUUUUUAUCUGGUCUAGAGGGUUUACAGUUUACUUAUAAUAUAGAGAAGAAGCUUUUCAUUGGUCCAGCUCAGCCAAUCAGCAUUGACGAAACAGAAGAGGUGGCCAUGGAGAAAAUGGCAGAUACAGAGAGUCGAAGAAAUCAACUUAUGAGAGAUAUGGCCCAGCUUAGAUUGCAGGCUGAAGUAAGUGAGUUGGAGGGAAGUUUGUCGAUGACAGACUCUGUGCCUUUUCCACCGUACCUCAUUCCAGAUACGUCAAGUCUGUGUGCUGCAUUACCCUCUAUCAAGAAGCUCAGUCAGACUAACAGAAGCAUUAUUGUGAUACCUCUAGCUGUGAUAGAUAGCCUAGAUCAUCAGAAGAAGGAGAGUCAUGGAGCUAGAGAUGCUAUACGCUGGCUGGAGGCGGAAUUCAGGAAAGGCAAUAGGUAUAUCCGAGCACAGAAGAACAGUGAGAAAAUACCUGCAGCCAAUACUCGACAUUUAAAAAAAAAGUACAGGGAUACAUGGUGUGCUCUGGAGAUAGUGAAUUGUGCCCUGUAUUUAUCAAGGCAAGGAGGUGACUUUGGUGCCGACACUGUCAUCGCAAUCCUCACAUCUAGUGGAUUUAAUGCCAUCAAAAAUCCAGUCGUGAAGCAAACGCUGGCUACCAGUAAACAGGAAGGUGUGAGUGUCGAGAAUAUAACAGAGUUUGUCAACAAGUGGUCAGAGGUGUUAAACAAAGGAUGAGCCUGGUACCAGUUAUUACAAGAUGAAGGUCUCAGCACUGCUGCUGGAAGAAGUCUGGGAACCAGGCAGUAUACAGACAAAACAAUAUGUUUUUUAAGAUUUAAAAGAAAAUCAAAAAGACAUUUAUUGUUUUUUCCAAAAAUUAGCAGUUGUACAUGACAAGAUACACUGUUAAAGAUCAUGUGUUAUGUCAGUGAAAAUAAAAUCACCUGAUAACAUACAUUCAUGUGAGAUCAUGUGAAAGAAAGGAAGUCAUUAUGUCAACCAAUAAAAAUAUCUAUUCAUAUACUAAAAUAUAUUAAGCUAUAAAAAAGAGUCCCAGUCUGUCACUGUAGCUGUAUGAUUGGUUGAUUUUUAAAGUUAUGCAAUGCUGCUGCCAAUCAAAAGCUAAAGAUUAAUGAUUUUUAGACUGGUAACAGGAUUAGGCUGAUAUGAUUAUCUGAAUGUGACUUUGGGUAUCUAAUAAGAAAAAUAUAGUGUUAAGUUGGUUAACUUUAGCAUUUUUUGCUAAACCUUGGGAAUUUAUUGGUUAUUUAUUUAAAACAGUGUUGUAAAUCUCUUACUAAAUAUGAUCAUGGGUUUCUAUGGUUGAUUAUUAUGGUCUUUGACCUCUAACCUGAAUGUGGGUCUUGUGAGAGCCUGUGGGUGACCCUGUCAAUUGUUAUGGUUCAAGACCUCUUAUCUGCAAAUGCCAAUUUCUUGGUCUUUGACUGAAAAUGCCAAUUUCUUGGUCCUUGACCUCUAAUCUGUAAAAUGCCAAUUUCUUUGUCCUUGACCUCUUAUGUGCAAAUACCAAAUGUUGGUCUUCGACCUCUUAUCUUCAAAUGUCAAAUUCUACACAGAAUAAUGAUCUACAAUAAUCAUAUUAAGCUAUGGAAGAUUUGUUGUUGUACCACUGUUUCUGCUCAAGCCUAAACAAAAUACUUUCACAUUGAUUCGUUCAUGGCCUACCUUUACAGUAAAAUCUUGCAAUUAGCUUAAAUUAUAACGCAGCUUGUUUCAAGACAACUUGAAAGCCAAGAAAAUGGAAUUCAUACUUCAGUGUAUUCGUAAGUUAUGUUAUUUAAACUUUUAAAUACUCCAAAAAUGAAAUUGGAAAAGGAACUAUUGUAGCGAAAUGCGUUUUCGUAAAGGGCAACUCAGCAAUAAGUUACGGAAUGUUGCAGCUAUGCAAGUUCUAGCCUAUGAAUGUUUUAUUGUUACAUUUUAUAGCUUUAAUUAAGUUAUGUAUUAUCUUUACAAUGGUUAGAUAGAUUAAAUAUCAUUGUCUGCCAUUAAAACUAAAAGGAAUGUGAGGUUGUCUGUCUGCAUAUUUGUGAUGAUUUUCUUGUUAAUGAUAAGACAUGAACUGGAAAUUGAAACCUGAUGCCACUGACAAUGAAAUGCAUGUGACAUCAGCUUUAGCAUUAUGUUGGCAACAGAUUCUACCCAUGCCACCAGUGCAGACCAAAAUCAGCUCGCACAUUUGUACCAUCUGAUCAUGGUCAGCAGAAUUCGCUAUUUGAUCAGUUCUUUAUUUUGAAGUUUUCCACCACAAAUUAUGAAUUAUCUUUUCAAGAUUGAAAGAUGGAAAAGAUCAUUAGGCAGGUGUUACCUUUUUAUAAGAGGAAGCUAUCAAGCUCUCUGAUUAUUGGGUUUUAUCAAGGUACCCCGUUUUUUGUACUGGCUGACCUUGAGUUGGUAC